This is a messenger RNA of Phaedon cochleariae (mustard beetle), 567 nucleotides long. NCBI's taxonomy places the organism in Eukaryota, Metazoa, Arthropoda, Insecta, Coleoptera, Chrysomelidae. The record is from the annotation of a GenBank genome assembly.
UUUCAGGUGAUAGCCUUCAUCUGCGGCCUCAUAGUCAUAAUUCUGAUGAUAAUGGGUCUUGCUUCUACCGAUUGGCUGAUGGCUGCCGGAUGGAGACAAGGCCUGUUUAUGCAUUGCAUAGAAGAAGGAGCACCUCAGCCCUUGCCCUUCAAUAUGCAAGAACCUCCCGGCUGUUAUCAAUCCAGAGACGCAGGUUAUAUUAGAGCCUCAGCAACCCUAUGCGUGAUUACUCUCCUCACCGAUCUAGUUGCCACCGUUCUCACGGGACUAGGCCUCGGGACGAAAGAACACCACACCAAGUACAAGUACUAUAGAUUCGCUGUCAUCGUUAUGGGACUGGCACUGGUUUCCAUUCUCAUAGCGUUGAUCGUCUACCCAGUGUGCUUUGCAGCCGAGCUGAAUUUGGGUAACCGGACGAUAUGGGAGUUCGGCUGGGCGUACGGCGUCGGCUGGGGGGCGGCCAUCUUCCUUUUCGGCGCCGUCAUCCUGCUAAUGUGCGACAAGGAGAGCGAGGAGAUCUACUACAAGGAGAGGAAGAUCGUCCACGAUAACGAUUCGCGCGCCUAG